GACUUCCUUACAAAUAGUUGGAACCCUUUCUUGGCACACCAUUGUACAAGUGUAUUCCACCCCGAAAAUCCCGUUUGCACAUACUUAAAGAAAUUCUGGAUGCUUUUGCCAAAACUAGUACAUAUUAGCACUGUAACAGAAAACUGUACCGCUGAAAAGGAGGAUGGUCCCAGGGACAGUCUGAUAAUUGGGACCACACCCAUGGUAGAUUAAGCAACAGGUGUUGUCUACGGAUGGAUCCUAUCCUGAAGAGCACCAAAUCAAUCCAGUGUUCUCCUGCACCUUCUGGAACUGAACUCACUCUAUCACAAUCUGAUAUUCAUGUACUGGUUGGCGUUACUGGCAGUGUGGCUGCCCUGAAACUGCCACUUCUUGUUUCUGGCCUUCUGCAAAUACCAGGGGUACAGGUGCAAGUUGUGAGUACAGAGAAGGCCAAACACUUCUUCAGCAUGCAGGAUAUAUCUGUGCCUCUGUAUAGUGACCAGGAUGAAUGGAAUAUGUGGACAAAGCGCUCUGAUCCUGUGUUACACAUUGAACUUCGUCGAUGGGCUCACCUGAUGCUUCUGGCUCCUCUUGAUGCUAACACUUUGGGAAAAAUCUCCAGUGGCAUUUGUGACAAUCUUUUGACUUGUGUCGUACGUGCAUGGGAUUUGCAGAAGCCACUUUUGUUUUGUCCAGCAAUGAACACGGCAAUGUGGAGUCAUCCAAUCACAGAGCAGCAAAUAUCACAUCUUCACAGCUUUGGCUACACAGAAAUUCCUUGCAUUGCAAAGAAGCUUGUGUGUGGGGAUGAAGGGCUUGGAGCUAUGGCAGAAGUGAGCACCAUUCUGGAGAAAGUAAAAGAAGUUCUUAAAGAGCAUAAUUUGCUGGUAUGACAGCCAUAAUGAGGUACAAGACACUUAACAGAUGCUACAGAUACAGGGCUCAAGAAAUGCCCUGUUGCUUGUAAGUGAUGUCCUAUCUGCACUUCACUCUAUGAACUCCCAACUUCCAGACAAAAAGACACAGACUAGUGUUAUUGUAUAAUGAUAAAGUUAGAUUGUGGCAUCCACGUCUUAAAACUUGCAGUGUACAUGGAUCACCUUAUAACCUCUACCCUAGUAGUAUAGAUGUUAUAAUAUACAAAAUCAUAUUCAUAUCUCAGAAAAGUUCAUACUAAUGAAUUGGAUGACCCUUUUUAAAACAAUUUACUUGGCAUGCCUUAGUACAGGCUAAGGAAAAACUUUGGGGGUUUUUACUGCCUCUCUGUCCCUAUGGUGGGACAUUGCUACCAGUUUUUGGUACCCAGUUACAUCAGGCCAGGACCAUGACCUCCAAGGAGGGUUAUGGGUGGUGAUGUGGGUCAGCUAGCCAGUUUGGAAAUAGAACCAUCUUAGGCAAGGCUAAAUAUUAGCAUUUUAGUAUGUGGGGGUAAGUAAAUUGUUACACAAUAAUUGUUAAAUCAAUAAUUCAAUUAAACAAAGAGAAAAUAAAAUCUGAAUGGGAUAGUGACCCUUUAAAUAUGAAAA
Xenopus tropicalis (tropical clawed frog) is the source of this 1508-nucleotide messenger RNA. It is a transcript of the gene ppcdc, whose product is annotated as phosphopantothenoylcysteine decarboxylase. The record is from RefSeq and is a predicted model, not a curated record. The transcript is spliced from 7 exons. NCBI's taxonomy places the organism in Eukaryota, Metazoa, Chordata, Amphibia, Anura, Pipidae. The coding region runs from base 234 to 875 and encodes 213 amino acids. Gene Ontology annotation, molecular function: catalytic activity.